AUGAUUAUUAAAACUAUGAUGGAAGAUUUACCAAUCGAAUUAUGGUUAGAUAUAUUCACUUAUUUAAAUAUUCAAGAACGAUUUAAUGGAUUUUUUAAUCUUAAUCAACGAAUAAAUCGAAUUCUAUUUAAUUAUCAUCAUCAUAUUAACUUAAAAGAUAAUGAUGAAAAUAGUCAAUUUUUAUUUGAACAUAUUUUACCACAAUUACCACAUCCUCAAUCUAUUUCAAGUUUAAGAUUGCAAAAUAUUAAUAAGAUGAACUUAUUCAAAAAUGCCAAACGAUUACAUUUUCCUUAUCUUAAAUCUCUAACACUUUGUUGUUUAUAUAUUACAAAUGAUAUUCUUGAUUUAAUUUAUUUUCAUGCUCAUCAACUUGAACAUUUGAAUGCGACUUUGUUUAUAUCAAGUAAAUGGAAUAUACUUCUGAAAUUAAUUUUAUCAUUACCUAAAUUACAUACAUGUUAUCUAUAUCUCGGUAUUGGUUUAUGUCCUAUUAAAUCAUCAAUAAGUCCUAUAAAACAUUUGACUUUACUUGGUUCAUUUCAAUCUUGUUGUAUGAAGAAUCUUGAUGUUCUUUUUUCUUAUCUUCCUUAUUUACAUUCAUUACAUAUUGAAUGUGAUCGAUUGAAAUUCACAAAAAUUAUUCAAAAUCAGUAUUCUAACAAAUUAUUAUCUCUUUCGAAUUUUUCUCUUCAAAUUAAUCAAUUACCAGAAUUAUUUAUUGAUCUAAUCGAUUUUAUAACAACAACAAUGCCACAUAUAGAAAAACUAAAAAUUAAAUGUUGUACUCCAUUAAAAAAUUUAGUCUAUAUUAAUGUUUAUCAAUGGAUGAAAGCAAUUGAUUUAUUAAUUUCCUUAAAAGAAUUAAUAUUAAUUAUUACACUUGGAACAACAAUUAAACAACAAGUUUGGAAUAGACGAAUUGAACAAUUAAUAAAAUUUACUAAUAUGAGACAUAUUACCUUAAGAAUCAUUUCAUCAACAGAACAUAAAAAAUAG
Molecule: messenger RNA, 999 nt
Organism: Rotaria sp. Silwood1
Lineage: Eukaryota; Metazoa; Rotifera; Eurotatoria; Philodinida; Philodinidae
Source: the annotation of a GenBank genome assembly